GCGUCAUGUGAUUCGCGAAAGAGUGGCGAAAACAUAACAAAAACAGCAAUUACGAAACGCAACGCAAUGCAAAAGGCGCUGCCCGUGACGUUAAGCCUGCCCAAAACCGGACACGGAUGUUGGCUACUCGUGCUGAUGCUGGCCAUGGCACUGAGUCCGCUGCAUGCCACGGACGAUGGACACCAGAACAAGCGCUACUCGGACCAGAGCGUGCAUGGUUACAUGACCGAGCGCACCUGCUGGUGGAAUGAGGUCUGCAAGGAGGAGUUUCAGAAUCUAUUUCGCUGCAAGUGCCCACAAUAUUCCUACUGCCGCUCGCCGGGACGUUAUUACAAUGCAUACUGUUCCAUGACAGAUACCGGCUAUAUUUGGACCCAACUGGCAUUGGGUACCGUUGAGCGCUGAGCGCGUGACGUCACACAUAUCACAGCAGCAGCUAUAACAGCAACAACAGUAACAAUAACACGAUAACCAACACCAACAGCAGCUACACUGACUGCUGCCAGUAUGCAACCAUUUCCCAAGUGGCCUACAAAAUAAUAUUCUAAAAUGGCAGCUAUGCUAUUACAUGUCCAUUGGUUACAAAUAUAAUAUAAAGCGACG
Molecule: messenger RNA, 603 nt
Organism: Drosophila novamexicana
Lineage: Eukaryota; Metazoa; Arthropoda; Insecta; Diptera; Drosophilidae
Exons: 4
Coding region: 67-405 (112 amino acids)
Source: RefSeq, a predicted model, not a curated record